CUCACCAAGUAAACCAUUUUCCAGCCCUCUCUCUCUCUAAGGAAAAUCAAACCCAAAAUGACUCCUGAUCUGGUAACCGCAACCACCAUGUCAACCACAACCGGUCUAGGCAAAACGGCGAGCUUGACGAGCCAAGCUUACGUGACGUUUUUAGCCGGAGACGGUGACUACGUGAAGGGUGUGGUGGGGCUGGUUAAGGGGUUGAGGAAGGUGAAGAGUGCGUGCCCACUAGUGGUGGCGAUCUUGCCGGACGUGCCGGAGGAGCACCGCCGUAUGCUGGUGGCGCAAGGGUGUAUAGUCCGUGAGAUCGAACCGGUUUACCCACCUGAGAACCAGACCCAAUUCGCUAUGCCCUAUUAUGUCAUCAACUACUCCAAACUUCGCAUUUGGGAGUUUGUGGAGUACCACAAGAUGAUCUACUUGGAUGGAGAUAUUCAAGUGUAUGACAACAUCGAUCACCUCUUCGACAUGCCAAAUGGUUACUUCUAUGCAGUUAUGGAUUGUUUUUGUGAGAAGACAUGGUCUCACACUCCACAGUACAAAAUUGGGUAUUGUCAACAAUGCCCAAAUAAGGUCCAGUGGCCUGCAGAGUUGGGUCCCAAACCUGCUUUUUACUUCAAUGCUGGCAUGUUUGUUUAUGAGCCCAAUCUCUCUAUCUAUGAUGACCUCUUGAAGACCCUCAAAAUUACCCCUCCUACCCCUUUUGCAGAGCAGGACUUUUUGAACAUGUUCUUUAGGAAAAUUUACAAGCCUAUUCCACCAGUGUACAACCUUGUUUUGGCCUUGAUGUGGCGUCACCCAGAGAACAUUGAGCUUGAUAAGGUGAAAGUUGUUCACUACUGUGCUGCGGGAUCAAAGCCAUGGAGGUAUACUGGCAAAGAAGCCAAUAUGGAUAGAGAAGACAUUAAGAUGUUAGUGAAGAAGUGGUGGAACAUAUAUAACGACGAGUCAUUGGAUUAUAAGAGAAUUGACAUAUCAAUUGCUGACAGUGACACUGACAAAAUAAUGGUGGCAUUGGCAGAGGCUGGUGGUGUUAGUUUCAUUACCUCCAUUGCCGCCCCAUCCGCUGCCUAACAUGUUUUGUAAUUUUUGAUUGUUUAUAUAUGCAAUUAUAGCUAAACAAAAGGGUGUUUUUUUUUUUUCUUUGGAAGUUGGUCUUCCUUGAAGUGAAGAUUCUACUAAUUCAGGGAGAUAAGUUUGUUUCUGGGUUUAUGUUUAAUUUGUAUUUAGUUGGGUAUGCGUAAGUAUUUUGAAAUAUAUAAAAUGUUAUUUACAUAUUAUACAU
Camellia sinensis is the source of this 1285-nucleotide messenger RNA. Its product is annotated as galactinol synthase 2. The record is from RefSeq and is a predicted model, not a curated record. NCBI's taxonomy places the organism in Eukaryota, Viridiplantae, Streptophyta, Magnoliopsida, Ericales, Theaceae. Gene Ontology annotation, molecular function: glycosyltransferase activity.